This is a messenger RNA of Cercospora beticola, 1061 nucleotides long. RefSeq names its product sulfotransferase family protein. The record is from RefSeq and is a predicted model, not a curated record. Lineage: Eukaryota; Fungi; Ascomycota; Dothideomycetes; Mycosphaerellales; Mycosphaerellaceae.
GAUCAUGGAAAGAGCAAUCAAUGUAGGUCCCCACUGACUUUCUCUUAUCUGUGUUCGAUGUUUUAGGGCUCUCAAAAUCCCAGCACUAUGGGUGCUGCUACCUCGAUUAACCAGAAGCCCAUCUGGACCACCUUAUCCGUCCUCGUCGCAGCCCUCGCAGUCACAACCUACCAACUUGCGCAGCCUCCACCGACUCACCUUCCCAAAGUUUUCGUAAUCGGCCUCUCCAAGACCGGCACAACCAGCAUCGGCGACGCCCUCGAACGCCUCGGCUACCGUCGCCUCGGCUGGCGCGACAUUCGCAGUCGACACCUCGUCCACACCUGGGCUCACUCCAACAACUCCGACCUCUCGACUCUGAUCUCCCAAACAAAACAAUACGAUGCCUUCGAAGAUCUCCCAUGGGCGAAAGCCUACCCACAAAUGGCAGAUUUGUAUCCUGACGCCAAAUUUAUUCUAAGUCUUCGGAAAGACGACGAAACGUGGUUACGGAGUAUGGGGACGCAUAUGGGGCGAGGCGAAUGGCAGCCCUACAAGCUCUUCUACGGCGCGACGACGUUCGAGGGAAACGAAGACGUGAUACGGCAAUCGUAUUUGAACCACACCAGAGAAGUGCGGGAGUUCUUUCGGGACAAAGAGGAGCGAUUUGUGGAGAUGAGGAUAGAUGAUGCGGGGGAUGAGGAGAACUGGAGUGCUUUAUGCCAGGUUGCGGAGUGUUCUGGUGGGAAAGUCCCCAGUAUUCGUUUCCCAAGGACGAAUUCGAAGGGCUCGUGGGAUAUGGGUCCUGCGAAGAAUGCGGUGAGAUUCUGUUGGGGCUGGACGGUUACAAGGACGGAAGAGCAGGUUGUGAAAUAUUAUUACGAGCGGAAUGUGGAAGCCGUGAGACCUGUUCUCAGCGCGCUUUGGUCGGCAUAUGAUUUUGUUGAACGGGCAUACACCGAGCUCGAAUUCAAGAUCGUUGCGUCAUUUGUGCCUGCCUUGACCGUUGAAUAGAUUGCGCAUCCGUAGUAACAAUCUGGUAAAAUAGUGCAUUGUGCGACGGACAACUUUUUGUGUCUGGA